Molecule: messenger RNA, 6945 nt
Organism: Paramuricea clavata
Lineage: Eukaryota; Metazoa; Cnidaria; Anthozoa; Malacalcyonacea; Plexauridae
Source: the annotation of a GenBank genome assembly
CAUGUUUGAAAUAUGGUUGUGUUAUCAGAAACCAUCAAAAUGACCUACGAUUAUUACUGUUCAACGGUAGAUACAAACGACGGUAAAAUUCACAUUCGUUUCUUGUCGGAAAGUGUCGGACUACCUUCGUUGCUUUCGUGUCAAAAUUCAAAAAUAUGGCGGCAGCCAAAAGCAGGCGUGUUAAAAACAUCAGAGAUAAAUUGGAGGUUUGUAGGGUAUUUUAAAGAAAUUUAUAACUUAUUGAAGUAAAAACAGUUUGUGUGGUAUAUGUAGAUGUAAAAACGUAGUGAAAUAGGUUAGGAAAGCUUAAUAUUCAGCAAAACCUUUUGUCUUUAAAAAACAUUACGGGAACCACUGAAUAUUUUAAUGCCGAGUAUUCUAAUGUACUAAUGCUGUACAUUGGUGUGUAUAUAAAGUUAUGUAUAUUAUAUACUUGAAUUUUUAUAAGAUAUUAACCAAUCCCAAACCCUUCUCUAACCCUAUAAAGUUACCCUAACCCCUUCUCUAACCCGGCCAGAGGCCGCAGAAGCAUUCCGAAAGUGGGGGGGGGGGGGGCAUUCGCCGAAAGGGGCACUUUUGUAUAUGACCAAAAUCAAACAAUUUUAUGUCAUUUCACGAGCCGAACGAAAAUUUUUGAAAAUACAGAGUCUCUAUAACGACGGAAAUGGCAUUUACAGAGUCUUUACUACACGAAAAGGGCACUUUGUUUCCAGCAAAAGAGGGCAUUCAUUCAAGACAUUUUCGCUCUUUAAAUGGGGCACUUUAGCCCAGGAAAAAGGGCACUUUUUUCACUUUCAAAAAAAGUGUGGAGGGGGGGCACAUGCCCCCAUUGCCCCCGUAAACUUCAAUCUGGGCACAAGAAAAUCUCGACUUGCCAUACAUUUUCCAGCAUCAGAUGCAAUUGGUUUGAUAUUACUAGCCUGCAUAGCACGUGCUAGGGGGAAGGGCAACUGGGUGAGGGUGGGGCACUCCUCAUAAAUUCUAUCCCACCAACAGUUUUGCAUGAUAGCACCUUCACUUGGCCUAACUAAUUAUUAUGUAAUAGACCCAACCAAUAUGUAUUACCUGAAUCUUGUGAUUUUCCAACAAAAAGCAUCGUUGGAAAUGUGAUUUAUCACAUAUUACUUUACAACUAAAAGGGCACUUCUGCCCCCCCUGCCCCCCCCCCUAGCAAAAGGCAAGGGGGGGCAGUCGCCCCCCCUGCCCCCCCAGUUCCGGCGUCCCUGGUUAUUAUAAAUUAGUUAUUCUGCAUGUAAUUAGGUAAUUGUCUUUGAAAAGCCUCUAUGGGGAAAGAUAAUAAAGUAUCAAUCAAUCAAUCAAUCAAUGAGCUUAAUCUGAAAAAUACAAGGAGAAUUUCAACGUUUCGAGCGCAGGCCCUUUGUCGGGAGUUAGUGUUAUUACAAUCGAAGGGCCUUCGGUCGAAUCUUGAAAUUCUCCAUAUAUUUUUCAGGUAGUUGCAUCCCUACCAAUGACAGCUUAACCCAUUAAGCUGCAGAGCUUCCCCACUGACGAGUAAAAUCGUCCGGCCUUAGACAAGUAAAAAAAAGUAAGGCGCACUGGGGCGCAUUUCGGCUCAAUGGCCUGGCGUUAGACAAGUAAAAAAAAGUAGGGCGCACUGGGGCGCAUUGCGGCUCAAUGGGUUAAUAUUAUGAGUAUAUACUAGAGAGAAUAUAUUGUGAAUUAAUUAGCCUUUCUCACGAUGACGAAUAUCCGCCAUUUUUGGGUGGCAUCUAAUUCUCGUUAACCAAUGUAGACAAUUAAAACAAUGUGAAAAGCAAUUUUUCAAAAUAAACUAACCAUUUACAAAGCAAAUUUACCAUCCUUUGUUCAAAAAAUUAUAAAAAGUCGCUGUUUAUUUAUUUAGCUUUGCCAACUAGGGGCAGGGUCACCACAACAGCAUAUGCCAAUUACUGUGGGCCCUUCUUACCUAACCCACCCUGUCAACUUUCCCUGUGGGAGGAAACCGGAGUACCCGGGGAAAACCCACGGCUUUCGGCAGAGCGUUGACUUUUACUCUUUUCACAUGAGGACUGGGUUCGAGUCGCACUGAGAAGGUACUUAGUGAGAUUCGAACCUGCAGCCUCAGAGGUGAAAGGCAAGUGCACUAACCACUUGGCCACCGAAGCCCCAAGCUGUUAUGUGGACUUACAAUCUCGCAGACUUCGGCUGAAAUGCCACCCAAAAAUGGUGGCGUGAGAAAGGCUAAUUGGGUCUGUCUGCACCUUGUAGUUUCUUGGUUGUCCUCAUGUUGAGAAUGUUGAUGAAUCAUGGAUGUCCGAGUUAUUAUUUAAGUCAGGAGAACCAAGACUAAGGCUUAUACAGUGGCUACUUACAAGGUAAUUCAAAAGUAUUAACCAUGAUGUAGUAGCACUCCAUACUGGAGUUCUGGGGAGACCAGGGUGCAUUCUAUGUAGACCGAGAUAUGCCAACAUCUUCCAUUGAUCAUACCACCAUUUCAAAAACGUUUUAAUUUUGUGCACUAUGGGAGGGUUUUCAGUUUUGUGUGAGGCUUUGGCUAAUGGCGAUGAAGCUAUGGCGAAAGGGAAAAGCCUAGACUAUGUAGACUGCACCUGAGUUAAGUUUCACAAUCAAUUUGUGCACAUGGAUUAUAUAUUAAUGUAAAAGCUCUGGCGAAUUUGGGUGGGGCUGAAUGAAAAAGUCUGGCGAAAUUUGCCGUUUGCCGGCCUGAACUGAAAACCCUGACUAUGGUACCAUGGAUGUUAGACAACAGACAAUCUUUUAUUGUGUGCUUUUAGACUGAAGCUACAUAAUUAUUUAUCACAGAGUAUGUGCUGUAAAAUUAAUAUACAGAUACAUACUUUAUGACAAUGAAUAACUUAAUUAAGCACAAAAUAAGGUAUGCUAAUAUCUUGUUUUUGAGUUAUCUCACGCCAAUACACCAACAAAUUUUGUGACCUCAUGCCGGAAGUGUUUGAAACUGAUGAAACUAUCAAUUCAUGCUUACACUAUAGGUUUGGUCAUCCUCAAUUGGAAGAACUUUUAGAAAGUCAUCAAGCAGUACUCAGUAAUUUAACUGACUCCAGAGUUGGAAGUAAGACUUGACAUAAUUUACAAUUUAACAAUGUUUCUAAUACUAUCUAUUUGACCAUUAACCCAGCCAUUGAGCACCAGCUCUCUCUCUUUGAUGAGUAUAAAAUCAUUUGCCGCCAGACAGAAUGAAAUUGUAAUAAAGUAGAGUGCAGUGCAAUACACCCUUUCAACACUACAUCACACAUACUUUUUGGUCUGGAGCCUCGCUCUCAUUAGUAAAUUACGCAAGGUGAUUGGCUCACAAUUCCAUUCUCGUACCCAGAGCCCUUACGCGCGGUGCGACGAGGGGCUCUGGCCAAAUCCAUAACCGGAUACCAUAAAAACAUGGUAAGAAAACAAUGUCCGGUGUUAGAACUAGCCAAUCAGAUGCCAGUUCGGAAUAUUGAUUUGGCCAGAGCCCCUCAUCGCACCGCACAUACUGUAAGAAGGGCUCUGGGUACGAGAAUGCUCACAAUUCAUGAGAGCGAGGCUCCCAGGCCAAAUGACAUAAUUAUUGAAAUUAAAGAGUGUAUUAACAUGGAUCAACUAAUUGACACAAGGGCAGAUAGUCUAAUUAACACACUGAGUGUCAGCACUCUCCCCUUGACAAGUAAAAUUGUCUGGCAUUAGUAGAGUAUAGAUUCAUUAAAUUAGGGUGUUUGGGGUGAAAUGGAACUCAGUGGGUAAAAUGGUAAAUAAGAAAUAAAAAAUCAAUAAAUUUGUGAUUUAUUUUUGUGAACAUUUUAGAGCUUCUCUUUUGUGCCAACUUGUUGGGUCUUUGUCAUGACGACGAUGUUGACCUCAUUACGGUAACUACAUAUUAUAGCUGCUGCAUUACAUUUGGUGCCGUACUGCCCAGGCAGACUCAUUUAAGCAUGUGCUGUAUGUGCCAGUGAUAGGAUUUUAUCCUUUGGCCAAACUGAAGUUUUAGCUCGGAAAACCUUGUUGAAACUCAAGCUGGGCUGAAAACUCUCCAUGUAAUCACAGCCCUUAGAUGUCCAAUUAAUAUGAAAUCACCAAAUAUAUCUGGUAACAGUUAUGAAGUUCAACACGUUUAACGAUUUUUUAAAGGGUGUGUCAUCCAAGUCAAAGCAGCUACAAUUUUUUGAAGAUGUAAUUGAUAUGCUUAUGGUGGUGGACAAUUUAAGUCAUACCUACAGAACUGCUGUUCCUGCAACACCACCAGCAGAUCGGUAAGAACUUCACCACAUUGUUCAUGAUAUUUCUUGACUGUGUAGCUGCCGGCUUUAUUAUAGCAAACAAGUUUAACCAUUUGACUGGCAGUACACCCUGCAUACUUGCAGAUUUUAUGCAUGUGGAGGUAUAUAUAGCCAAGAACUUUUUGAGUUGUCAACCUAUUUUGCAUGGAGUUGCAUGGUCUUGUAACUUCAGGAUUUUUAAUUCAACUAUAAGAUUUGAAGUUUUGAACGGCACAUUUUAGGUGUGGAGUUAACCUCUUAGACUAUUGAGAUUUAACAUCCCUCUAAGGCUUCCUAACUUAGAACUGCAGCCCUAGAAAAUUUGUUAUUUUACUCUGUCUAUAAUGCCAGACAAUUUUACUCAUCAAGGGGAACAUGCUGGCACUCAAUGGGUUAAGUUUGAUAAAAGUUAAUUAAAUUAAUUCAUUUGUACCCAAUUACAUUACAUUAUAUGUACUGUAGUUGCUAUACAGGGUGUGUCAAAAAAAGCGCAAUCCUCGACUGAAAUCUAAAUUGCUAAACAAAUACUAGACGAAAACGUUAAAGUUUACAUUCAUUUUAAAGCGUAGCCAUUCAGCUUUCUAACAGUGGGUUGUUUCUUAAAUUUGACUCAUUGGUUCGCGAGUAAUAAUACUUUACGUUAUUGCGAUUGGAGAUUAAAAAAAUUGAGAUGGAAUAACAAAUCGUUCUCAUGAAAAUAACUGAUUUUUUCAUUAAAACAAAAAAAUGUUGCAUUUUAUUAAAUGGAUUGUAACAAUAAGUAUAAUUACGGCUUUUCUUCCACUAUUUUUAACUCAGUUUGAAACUUCAAAUGCGAUAUAAUUUUGGCUUGGACCAUCUAAGCUGACUGACAUCAACUUGCUAUAAUUUCUGUUUACAUUACAUCGCAAUUCGAUGACACUCUGGCUCAGACACCAGAAUGUUUUGACGAUUUUUAGUAUUCGUUUAGGAUUUUCAAACAACCUGCAUGGUCUCUUUUAAAAUACUUUUAAUUUGUUCUUACGUGGUUUUCCAGAUGUAGUGACGACAACAUUAAAGUUUAAAGAAGAAAAUUCUAACAUUUAAACCGACUAAACAAUAACAUAGUAAACUUGCAUAAUUAAACAGCAACUAAAAAUGAUAGGUUUUACUAAAUCUUUUCCUGUGCAAUUAUUACUAGCAUUGGAGACAAGGAUAAUAGUUUGUUUGAAAGAGAAAAGAACAGGCUUUGAAGUAAGCCUAAAAGCGUUUAACUAGAAAUAGUAUUUCGAAAGUUAUUAAGCACAAAACAUGAAUUGCGUUUAUUUUGAUACACCCUGUAUAUACUGUACACACACUACACACUAUACACUAUAUAAUUAUAUAGUUACUGUAAAAUUUAAGAUACCGUAGAUAUAUUGUACGAUACAGAUUACAGGUAGUUAUAGUGUUCGGGUACUGCAUGCCUGGAAUAACCAUGUCUAAAGAAUACAGGCAGCCAAUUGAAUAUAUAACGUUUACUGUUUCAACAUUUUAUAAAGUUUGCUCUUGUCUCUUUGAAAGAAAAAAAAACAUACUAGCUAGAGAAGAUGUCCUGUGAUUUACAUACUUUGCUUGUAACGUCAGCUUGCUAAAAAAAUUAACAUAAAAUAUUGUUUGUCUUGUCUGUUCUACAAUCUAUAGUAUGUUGCGUCCCAAGACAUUUGGCGAAGCAGUUUUCGAUGCUUGUGAGUACAUUGAUUUGUUGUGCAGACAAGAAGAUUUGGGAGAGCUGUUUAAAGAAAAAAUACACCUAUUUCCACCCGAUAUAGAAAAGGAAUUUGGCACAAAAGAUCAUGAAAAUAAGAGGUGGGUAUAGACAUGCAGUAUAAUCGGAAAUUGUGAUGUCUAAUAACCUUUCUUUAAAAUGUUUUUAAUCUUUUACUUAUGCUGACACUAGAAUUAUACUAUUACAGAUCUCAAAUACCAGAAAUCACUGAUCUUGCUUCGUUAGCUCAUCAGAUUGAAAUGGAGCUCAAGAAGCAGAACAAAAUUUUGGAAAGACUUCAAUCAGAGGUAUUGCAUUGUAAUCCCCAAAUCGAUAUAUAGCCGAAUACAGUUACAAGUUAUUACAACUGUGAAGGGUUGAUAGCUAGGUCUAUUGUUAGUCGAGUGAAUUUUCCCUAAUUUAACCCUUUUUGAACGCCAGUGCUCUCCCCUUGAUAAGUAAAAUCACCUGGCAUUAGACAGAGUAAAUUAAUGAAGUAGGGUUCAUUACACAAAGCAAUUUAAAGGGUUAAGCCAACAAAAAACAGUAGUGUAUUUUGUAUCUCAAAUUCGCUCUUCAAAUAUUUUGUUUUCAAAUAAUUUGUUUUUUAUUUGUUUGUUGGUUUGUUUAUUUGUUGUUUGUUUGUUUGUUUGUUUGUUUGUUUGUUUGUUUGUUUGUUUGUUUGUUUGUUUGUUUGUUUGUUUGUUUGUUUGUUUGUUUGUUUGUUUGUUUGUUUGUUUGUUUGUUUGUUUAUUCAUUUGUUGUUUUUUUGUUUAUCUGUUUGUUCAUUUGUUUAUUUGUCUGUUAGUUUAUUUGUUUGUUAAUUUGUUUGUUCAUUUAUUUGUUUAUUUCUAUAGUCUUCCGCUGAUCAUGAUCCACAAACAGUGAACAAAGUGAGCAGAACGAUGUCUUUAACAAUGUCGACCUUAUCUCAGAUGGUUGAAGGAUUUAUUCAUUGCUAUGAAACUGAAAUGAAACAAUGGUCUGGAAGGGAAAAACCUCUCUUGUCUG